AAUGAUAAGUAAGGCCAUCAACAUCUAUUUCUCGCACUCUAUAUUUAUAGAGGCAAGAGUAUACUUUGCUUGUAAGCAAUCGAAACCUAUAAGAGGCGUCGAUAUCCUACAUUUACUCAAAUCUCAAAAGCCAUUUCCCAUCGGAUAUCCAGGCUGGAGGCUAAAUAAAUAUGAAUAUGAACAAAGAUUAUGGAAAAGCGAAUUAGUGUCUGAUGUUUUACCUAAUUCUAUACCUAUUUAUGGUUCUUUCGCUAAAAUAAAAGCUUCUUCUCAAACUGUAUUAAAUACUUUAAAAGACAUUAAUAAAUAUCAUGAAUGGAACCCUGGUGUAUGUCAAACCAGGCAAAUAACAGUUGCGGAUGAAGUUAAUCAACCCUCCAAACAUAAAGGCUCUUCAUCUGGAGUCGUACAACACGAUAUUGUCUCAAUAGAAAUUGAGCAUAUGCCAUAUCUAUUAGCUAGAUUUGUCAAUUGGGUAUGGUACAAAAUCCAGGGUGAUGGUUUACUUAGAUUGGUGUCUCUUGUGCACAGAUAUUGGAAUAAACAAGAGAGCAAUACCUGGUGGUUCUUGGAAAUGAUGGAAAGGGAGCAAAAGUGGUACUUUUAUCUGUUGCAAAACAUUGAAGGCUUCUUUGAAAUCGAUCAGAUUUUGGUUACAGUAAUAUCUUCACCGGAACCUGAUGCUGCUAUUAAGCUAGCUUGUUUGCAACACGUUUUGUCCUACCGAAAAGUUCAAACAGCUGCACUAACGAAUAUAUCCCUACCAGUUUCAUCAGUGGAUGAAAAUGAAGAAGGGGAUACUACUCAAAAAACUACUAUGCAAUCAAAUCCAGUUGAUCAAUUGGAAAAUUCUACUAAGCCUAAAUUACGACAUUUUGCAGAAGUUGUUGAUGCGGCCGUUAAAAAUAAUCCUCAAACUUCAAAUCCUUCUUCUUCUCAAACAAAGUCGUCAGAUUUUGUUCUUAAAUUUAAACAAUUAAUUGAAGAGAAAAAAGAUUGGUUUAAGUCUGACGAAAGGAGGAAGAAAGCUAAUCAAAGAGAUGCCGCCAAUAUCCUAAAACCAACUGAACCUUCCAAUAAAUCUGAAACAAAAGAUAAAAAGUUCUUUUCAAGAUUCUUGAAUAGAUCAAAUACAUCUCCAGACGUAUUCGAAGGUAUUCCAAAAGAUCAGCUACCUAUUCAACUAAGAAGCGUUGAUCAGGAAUCGUCUACAAAAAUAACAGAGGAGAGCGAUAAACUCAGUAUUCAUAGUGAUGAAGAAUCAUCAAAUAGUAUUCUUACAGAUGAAGAAUCAGAUAUACAUAUGAUAAGAGGGAUCAUCCACACAGGAUACUCGAUGGACGAAACAUUCCGUAAAGCUGCGAAUGAAGCUGCUAACGAGCUAUUGAACGAGAAAGCUCAUAUUGCAAACCUGGAUAUUAUGAAAACAAUGGAUGAACAAGCUGAAGCAACGAGCGGUUGGGUAUAUUGUGGAUUAGAGAAAGAGAUUGUUAUCUUGCGUAAAGUUUUUGAUGAUAGUGGUUCAAAUUUACAAUGUUAUUUGGGUAAAGGAGUAGUUCCUGCCGCUCCAAAAACUGUAUUCGAAGCGGUUCGUAACCCACAAACACGUUUCACGUACGAUGAAAUGUUAAAGAAAACUGAAGUUUUACAUGAUUUUGGAAAUGGAUUAAAAGUUAUAUAUCUUUAUCAUGAAGUAUCGCAAUUAUUCCGUAAAGAAGCGAGAGAUUUUUGUAUUGUUCAAUUAGAGAAAAUGGACGGCGUUAAGUACGUUGUUAGUAUGCGUUCGGUUGGUUGGCCAGGUUGCGAGGAGACAGAGAGUACAACUAGAGGAAAAGUUCAUCCAAGCGGCUGGAUUAUUGAACCCAUAACCAGGGAUCAAAAACUUUAUUCCAUGGUAACUUAUAUAACCCAAUUCGAGUUGGGUUUAAGUAAGACGGGAACGGGAUAUCUCGUAGAAGAACUGGCCGCAAAGCAGCCACUAGCUAUAUCGUUCCUGAGACAAGUUCUAACUCAGAAUCCACUACUAGCCGAGGGUCCAGAUAAACGCAAGGCAUCGGUAUCAUCCACAUCAACAGAUACUUAA
Dimorphilus gyrociliatus is the source of this 2083-nucleotide messenger RNA. NCBI's taxonomy places the organism in Eukaryota, Metazoa, Annelida, Polychaeta, Dinophilidae. The record is from the annotation of a GenBank genome assembly.